AUGCGGGGCCGCCGGCUCGACCACCGUCCCCCCUACAGCCCUGGCCGCAGCCCCGCCGCGCCCGGCUACCGUCCCCGCCGCAGCUCUCGAAGCCCCUCCCCUGCCUACCGUUCUCUCCGCAGCCCCUCCCCGGGAUUCCGCCGUCGCCAGAGUCCUCGGGGCCCAUCGCCGCACCGCAGCCGCAGCCGCUCUCCGGCCCACCGCGCGAGGCGUCUGAGGGAUGAAGAUCUGCCCCGCCACGGGCAAGGGGACUACGGGAGGCCGCCCUACCAGCAGGAGCGCGAGCGCUACGACUACGGUGCUCGUGGCAGACGCAGCCCGAGAGGAGGCGGCGACCGUGGCUCAAGGGGAAGCCACGACGGUCGCAAUGAGCGAGCCCUGAACAGGAGCUAUGACGAUCGCGCGAUGAGCGGGAGGUAUGAUACUCGGCCAGACUACCUGCUCCGGGAACAUCCAUCCGGCCUGGGGCGUGCUGCCAAGAAUGAAAGUGACUUCUUUGGAGGUCCUGCUGGCCGAAGCAUUGACAAGGAUGACGAGUUCUAUGGAGGCGCUGGUAUGAAGCUCAGUUCCACGGGAUUGGGAAGGGCUAGCUCGCUGUACCUGGACCGAAGGUCGCCUCCUCCACCACCACCACCUGCGAUUCCACUGGCGCCAAUGUACCCCUCGGUGCCGCUUACAGAGACUGGAUACCUGACAGGGGGGUCAACGGUGAAGGGCGGGGAGAGCUUUGGCGAUGCAGGUUCACGAUUACCUCACAAUGACAGUGGGUUUCAGUACCGCGACCGUUUGCUUGGUCCGUAUACUGGGAGCAGAGAAGUUGAGAGGCUUGGCUCUGGGAGAGACAUGCUUAGUGGCAGGGAUGGGGAAAUGGAUAGGCUUUACUCUAGUAGGGGCGCGCUUUCUUCUGACAUCGCGCCAUCUCUGCAGUUGAAGCGCUAUGCUGGUUCUUCACCACCUGUACUUGCCAAGGACAGCCCGUAUCGAGUGCACGGUGAAGGUUAUGAGCCAAGCAAUGGUUAUGGGAUGAGUGGCAUUGGUAGACCAGACUCCUUAGGACAUGGGAGUGGUUAUGCUCACAGGUUCUCAGAAAGUUCACUAGAGCGUGGCAGUGGUCACGAUGACAAGAUAUCACUGGACAUAACAAGGCAGGUACACUCGAAGUAUCCGCCAAGAACUUCAUCCGCAGAAUAUGAUGCAGGCGGAUAUGGCCGAAGGAUUCAAAUAAAUGACACAUACCUUGCAUCUGGGAACUUACAUGGAAGUGUCUCACAGGAUUCAAGGGCUAGCACUAGGAACACAUUGGUCUCAUCACCUUUGAGAGACCUCAAGGAUGAAAGGAGUAACCGACAGGUGAGACUAUCCCGCAGGAUGGGAGAGGAUGCCAUGGAAUACAAUGUGCAGGAUAGUUAUCAUAGAGAUACAUCCCCACGUUAUCACAAGCAAAGGGGAGCUCGUAUACGCUACUCACGCUCUCCUGAAACUCCCCCUCUUGAUUUUGCAAGGCGCCCAGUUCGUCAACAUGAGUUAGCUACUUUUGAGGGCAGCUAUGAGUUAAGUGAUCAGGAAGUUUCUCCAGCUGCUUAUAGAAGAGGACCUCGAGGAGCUGCAUAUAGUAACCGCGAUAUGGAUGCAUAUCAAGAUGAUUUCCCUCGAGGACGAGAGUAUUACGAUGAUGGAAUUGGACCAGAGCAUUACAACGAUGUAAUUGAUGCAUAUGACCUAUCCCCUGAGCCAAGGUCACGAAGAAGUUGUGAUAUCAUAGACAACGAAGAUGGAUAUGAGCCAAGAUAUGAUGUACCGAGGAGUCGUAAUGUUUUCUCAAGGAUUGCUUUGCCAGAUAACAUAAAUGGUGAAUGGAUUGGUGCGGAUCAAGGAAAUCAUCCUCGUCCUAUCACGCUGGCUCAUGGGCGUACAAAAUACAAACCUAUAUCUCAGAGACUGUCCAGACCUAUAGGCCAGCCACAGAAUGGGGGAUCUGCUAUGCUUGGAGGUGGAAGAGGAGGAUGGACAAAAAGUACGAAAAAGAGAAUGAGAGAUGGUCCUCCCCAAUUCCAUGGUGGAUAUACAUCAGAGAGAAAUGAAUUUGUUAGGACAAACAAAAUUUCAAAGUUGUCAGAAGAUGAUCAGAAAGAUACCGAACCAAACUAUGAAGAUGCACCUGAUGAAGAGGAUCUUUCUGUGCAGAAAGAUCCACCAGAAGGUUCAGAAGAAUUCAGUAAACAAGUUCACCAGGCCUUCCUCAAGUUCUCAAAGAUAUUAAAUGAGAGCCUGACCAUGCAGAAGAGAUACCGUGAGGCACCAAAAGGAUCUUUAUCGUGCUGUGUUUGUGGCAGUGUGGCAAGGAAGUUUCUGGACAUUGAUGCCUUGAUGUCACAUGCUUACGAUACAUGCAAACCGGGCUUGAAAACAAAACAUUUAGGGUUUCGCAAGGCACUCUGUGUUCUGAUGGGGUGGAAUUGGCAACUUGCUCCAGACCCUUCAAAAGCAUAUCAGUCCUUUUCCUCUGAGGAAGUAAAUGCCAUGAAGGGAGAUCUGAUCUUAUGGCCUCCGGUUGUCGUGAUACAUAACAGCUCCAUUGCAAACAAGCUGAAGGUUGCUGAAGCAAAGAUUGUGUCAGUAGAAGAAAUCGAAGGUGUACUUGCAGAUAUUGGGUUUGCAUCUGCCAAGGCAAAAAUAACCCAUGGAAAACCAUCCGAUCAGAGCGUGUUUGUGUUGAAGUUCCCUCCAACAAUAUCUGGAUUUCAGGAAGCAAUGAGAAUCCACGAUCAUUUCAGGGCUGAGAACCACGGCAAGGAAGAACUUGAGCAGACAAAAGGUGAGAAAGGUAAGAAGGCAGCUCCUGCUGACAAACUGGAAGAGCUGCUGUACGCACACAUUGCACUCGCUGAAGAUCUCGUGUACCUGGACGACGAGACGAAAAAGAGGUGCGUCGUCAGUAGCAAGAACGAGAUCGAAGCCAAGGCUGAUGCAACGCUGAACCUAGACUCAUGAAGCGGGGUAAACAAAUUUAGAUUAGGUUAGGUCAUCUAUGUUUCAAACAGUUGAAGCUAUCUUCCUUUUGCUUGAUCUUUGGGGUUGCUUGUCCAAGUGGCCGUAACCUGAAGAAUCUAUGGUCAUGUAUUGAACCUUCUUGUUAUGAUCAAAACAUGUUAGUUUCAUGUUCCA
Molecule: messenger RNA, 3165 nt
Organism: Lolium rigidum
Lineage: Eukaryota; Viridiplantae; Streptophyta; Magnoliopsida; Poales; Poaceae
Exons: 3
Coding region: 1-2991 (996 amino acids)
Biological process (GO): regulatory ncRNA-mediated gene silencing
Source: RefSeq, a predicted model, not a curated record